This is a messenger RNA of Blastomyces dermatitidis ER-3, 339 nucleotides long. RefSeq lists its product as uncharacterized. The coding region runs from base 1 to 339 and encodes 112 amino acids. The transcript has 2 exons. The record is from RefSeq and is a predicted model, not a curated record. NCBI's taxonomy places the organism in Eukaryota, Fungi, Ascomycota, Eurotiomycetes, Onygenales, Ajellomycetaceae.
AUGCAGAACCUCUCAGAGGAUUUACUCAAAGCAGCUGAGGUGGAGGCCAAACAACAAUUGACAUUUACUGUGAAUCAAGCAUUCACUAUGAAGAGCUUCACUGACGCAAUUACUAUCAUCAAUAAGAAUAGAGAAAACCAGAUCUUAGGUCUGCAGCAGGAGAUUGAACAUUUACACAGACAGAUGACUACACUGAACCUGGAGAUCUCAUCACAAUUAUUCAUGACCUCUUCAGAAGCAUACACAUCAUCAGAGACUGCUGUGCAGGAUGAGAAUCUGAGCAUGGAAUAUAUCAAGCCAGGAGAUCUGUCAGAGCUAUCAAGCUUCAAUGAUGACUGA